Messenger RNA from Clupea harengus (Atlantic herring), 8247 nucleotides. RefSeq names its product dynein, axonemal, heavy chain 1 (gene dnah1). The transcript is spliced from 53 exons. The coding region runs from base 1 to 8247 and encodes 2748 amino acids. Gene Ontology annotation, cellular component: dynein complex. Gene Ontology annotation, molecular function: dynein intermediate chain binding; dynein light intermediate chain binding; minus-end-directed microtubule motor activity. The record is from RefSeq and is a predicted model, not a curated record. NCBI's taxonomy places the organism in Eukaryota, Metazoa, Chordata, Actinopteri, Clupeiformes, Clupeidae. Gene Ontology annotation, biological process: microtubule-based movement.
AUGGAAGGUGCAAAGUUGAGUGGUGUCGUGUGCCUUGGCAGGUAUUAUUGGGCCAGAGACGACAUGUACAUUAGAGCAGUGAACGCUGAGUUCCUGUAUGGUUACGAGUAUCUGGGCAACUCUGGACGUCUGGUGAUCACUCCUCUGACAGACAGGUGCUACCUGACCCUUACGGGGGCUCUGCACCUGAAGUUUGGAGGGGCCCCAGCAGGUCCUGCAGGGACUGGCAAGACUGAGACCACCAAAGACCUGGGCAAAGCCCUGGCCAUUCAGACUGUGGUCUUCAACUGCUCUGACCAGCUGGACUUCAUAGCCAUGGGCAAGUUCCUCAAGGGCCUGGCCAGCUCUGGAGCCUGGGCAUGUUUUGAUGAGUUCAAUCGCAUUGACGUGGAGGUGCUAUCUGUGGUGGCCCAGCAAAUCACCACCAUCCAGAAAGCCCAGCAACAAAGGGCGGACAGAUUUGUGUUUGAGGGAGCUGAGAUUCCUCUAGUGGCCUCCUGUGCUGUCUUUAUCACAAUGAAUCCUGGGUAUGCAGGCCGCACCGAGCUGCCAGAUAACUUAAAGGCCCUAUUCCGACCAGUGGCCAUGAUGGUGCCCGACUACGCCAUGAUUGCAGAGAUUUCUCUUUACUCAUUUGGCUUCAGUGAUGCCAAACUUCUGUCCAAAAAGAUCACCAGCACCUUCAAGCUGUCCUCCGAGCAGCUCAGCUCUCAGGAUCACUAUGACUUUGGGAUGAGAGCUGUGAAGACUGUCAUUUCUGCCGCAGGAAACCUUAAAAGAGAGAACCCGGACAUGAAUGAGGAGCUGAUCUGCCUGAGAGCCAUCCGGGACGUCAACGUGCCAAAGUUCCUGCAGGACGACCUGAAGCUGUUCAGCGGCAUCGUGUCAGACCUGUUUCCCAAGAUCAAAGAGGAACCCAUCGACUAUGGCACCUUGGAGCAGUCCAUCCGCAACAUCUGUGCCAAGAAGCAACUGAAGGACGUAGAUGGUUACAUCACCAAAUGCAUCCAGCUGUACGAGACGACAGUGGUGCGUCAUGGGCUCAUGUUAGUCGGACCGCCUGGCUCAGGCAAAACCAAGUGUUAUGAGAUUUUGGGAGCAGCACUGACAGCUGUGCGGGGACAGCCAUCUGUCAGUGGUGGGGUGUAUGAGGCAGUGCACAUCUUCGUCCUCAACCCCAAAUCCAUCACGAUGGGCCAGCUGUACGGGGAGUUUGACCCGCUUACACAUGAGUGGACAGAUGGCAUUCUGUCCAAUCUGGUGCGUGGUGGUGUGGCAUCCACUGAUGAAGAUAAGAAGUGGUACAUGUUUGACGGGCCGGUGGACGCCGUCUGGAUCGAGAACAUGAACACAGUGCUGGACGACAACAAGAAGCUCUGCCUGAGCUCUGGAGAAAUCAUCAAGCUCACUGAUGAGAUGACCAUGAUGUUCGAAGUGCAGGACCUGGCCGUGGCCUCCCCCGCCACAGUGUCCCGCUGUGGGAUGGUGUACCUGGAGCCUAGCAUCCUGGGGCUCAAGCCCUUCACUGAGUGCUGGCUUCGCACCAUCCCUAAACCUCUGCAGCCCUACGCACAGGAAAUGGACUCCCUUUUCACCCGAUUCCUCCAGGACUCCAUCUCAUUUGUGCGCUCCACAGUGAAAGAGGUUAUCACCUCAAUGGACAGCAACCUCACCUGUAGUCUAUUGAAGCUGCUUGACUGCUUCUUUCAGCCAUUUGUUCCCCGAGAGGGGAAGAGGCUUCCUCCUCAGGAGAAGUUGGAUCGUCUGAGUGAGCUGAUCGAGCCUUGGUUUAUCUUCUCUCUGGUGUGGAGCGUGGGGGCUACCGGAGACGCUGACAGCUGGCAGAUGUUCAGCGCCUGGCUCAGGGACAAGAUGGCCGAAGAGAGAAUCAAGCUGUGUUUCCCAGAGGAAGGGCUGGUGUAUGACUACCAGCUUGAUGAUGCGGGGAUCAGUAUCCUAUCAGAUGAAGAGGAUGAGGACAAAGGGAGAAAGGUGCAGUGGGUCAGCUGGAUGAAGUAUGCAGAGCAGGUGGUCAUCACGCCAGACACCAGCUACUCUGACAUCAUCGUGCCCACAGCAGACACUGUGCGGAUGUCCUUCCUCAUGGACAUGCUGCUGUCCAACAAGAAGCCAGUUCUGUGUAUCGGGCCCACUGGCACAGGAAAGACCCUCACCAUAUCAGACAAGCUGCUCAAGAACAUGCCAGCAGAGUACAUCACUCACUUCCUCAUGUUCUCAGCACGCACAUCAUCCAAUCAGACACAAGAUUACAUCGACAGCAAACUGGACAAGAGGCGGAAGGGAGUGUUCGGACCUCCGCUCGGGAAGUAUUUUAUCUUCUUCAUUGACGACUUGAACAUGCCUUUGCUGGAUACAUAUGGUGCCCAGCCCCCUAUAGAGCUGCUUCGCCAGUGGAUGGACCACGGAGGCUGGUAUGACAGGAAACAAAUUGGUGCCUUCAAGUACCUGGUGGACGUUAACUUUGCGUGCGCCAUGGGGCCCCCUGGGGGCGGGAGGAACCCCAUCACCAUGCGCUUCACUCGCCACUUCAACUUCCUGUCCUUCACUGAGAUGGACAACAGCAGCAAGAAGAAGAUCUUCUCCACCAUCCUAGGCAACUGGAUGCAUGGAAACAUGAGUAAGGACAAAGACAAGAGGCUACCUGAGAUCCUGCAUCUGAAUGAGCCACUGGUGGACGCCACCAUCCGCGUGUACUCCACCAUCACAUGCAGUCUGCUGCCCACGCCAGCCAAGUCCCACUACACCUUCAACCUGCGGGACCUCUCCAAAGUCUUCCAGGGCAUCCUAAUGGCCGAUGUCAUCAAGAUCGAGGAUACAGAGCACCUGCUGCGGCUGUGGUACCAUGAGAGUUGCCGGGUGUUCCAGGACCGCUUGGUGAGCGCCGAUGACCGGCAGUGGUUCGACAAGGUGCUGCAGACCCGCAUUGAAGGGUUUGGAUGCAGCUUUGCUGACGUCGUUCCCUCUCAGCCUGUCUUCUUUGGGGACUUCAUGGCUCCAGGGGAGACCAAAGUCUACCGGCACAUAAAGAGCAGGGAGAAGCUGGCUCAAGUCAUGGAGGAGUACAUGGACGACUACAACCAGAUCAGCACUGCCAAGCUGAAGCUGGUGCUCUUCAUGGAUGCCAUCCAGCACGUGUGCCGCAUAAGCCGCAUCCUGCGCCAGCCCCUGGGCAAUGCCCUGCUGCUAGGGGUCGGGGGCAGCGGGCGCCAGUCUCUCACCAAGCUGGCCAGCCACAUGUCUGACUAUGAGUGUUUCCAAAUUGAGCUGUCUAAAAACUACGGGAAUGCUGAGUGGAGAGAGGACCUCAAAAGCAUCAUGAUGAAAGCUGGCCUAUUGAACGUCCAGAUCACCUUCCUGUUUGUGGACACACAGAUUAAGAGUGAGUCCUUCCUGGAGGACAUAAAUAGCAUCCUGAAUUCAGGUGACGUACCCAACCUGUACGCCAGUGACGAGCAGGAGCGCAUACUGAACGCCAUGAAGCCAGUGGUCCAAGAGCUGGGCCAGCAGCUCACUAAGCCCAACCUCCUGGCUGCCUACAUCAAGAGGGUCCGCAGCAACACACACACCGUGCUCUGCAUGAGCCCUAUUGGAGAGGUGUUCCGGGCGAGGCUCAGGCAGUUCCCCUCGCUGGUAACCUGCUGCACCAUCGACUGGUUCAGCGCCUGGCCAGAGGAGGCGCUGGAGUCCGUGGCCUCCUCCUUCCUCGAAGAGCUGCCAGAGCUGGAGGCCACCCCAGCUACCAUGAAGGGCCUGAGCCUGAUGUGUGUGAGGCUCCACCAGAUCACGGCCAGGAUGUGUGGGCAGUACCUCGCUGAACUGUCACGCCACAACUAUGUCACACCGAAAAGCUACCUGGAGCUGCUCGGCAUAUUCUCUGCCCUCAUUGGCUGGAAAAAGCAGGAGCUGCAUGGAGCUCGAACGCGCAUGAAGACUGGCCUGGAUAAGCUGCUGAGCACAGCAGAGGACGUGAGUAAGAUGCAGGAAGAGCUGGAGAUGAUGAGACCUCUUCUGGAGGAGGCUGCCAAGGACACAGUGGUCACCAUGGAGAAGAUCAAAGAAGACACUGUGGUUGCUGAGGAGACUAGAGUGGCAGUUCAGGCGGAAGAGGCCAAAGCCACAGACAAGGCGCGAUUGUCACAGGCCAUCGCAGAUGAUGCCCAGAAGGACUUGGAUGAGGCUUUACCUGCCCUCGACGCGGCCCUUACCAGCCUCAAGUCCCUCAACAAGAAUGACGUCACUGAGGUGCGAGCCAUGCAAAGGCCCCCACAUGGAGUGAAGCUGGUCAUUGAAGCUGUGUGCAUCAUGAAGGGCAUCAAGCCUAAAAAGGUUGCUGGAGAGAAACCAGGCACUAAGGUGGACGACUAUUGGGAGCCAGGCAAGGGCCUUCUUCAGGACCCAGGAAAGUUCCUGGAGGGCCUGUUCAAGUUUGACAAGGAAAAUAUCCCUGAAUCUGUGAUCAAGCUGGUGCAGCCGUACAUUGACAAUGAGGAGUUCCAGCCCGCCUCCAUCGCCAAAGUGUCCAAAGCCUGCACCUCCAUCUGUCAGUGGGUGCGGGCCAUGCACAUCUUCCACUUCGUUGCCAGGGCAGUGGAGCCUAAACGGCAAGCCCUGCAGGAGGCCGGUGAGGACCUGGCCGCGACGCAGCUCAUCCUGGAUGAUGCCAGGGAGAAGCUGGGCAACGUGGAGGAGGGCAUUGCCACGCUGCAAGCCAAGUACAGCGACUGCCUGGCCAAGAGGGACGAGCUGGACAGCAAGUGCCAGCUGUGCGAGAAAAGGCUUGUCCGCGCUGACAAGCUGAUUGGUGGUCUGGCUGGUGAGAAAGUGCGCUGGAAGGAGACUGUCCAGCACCUGGAGUACAUGGUGACCAAUGUGGCUGGGGAUGUGCUUCUUUCAGCUGCAUAUGUAGCCUACCUGGGUCCAUUCACUGGGGAGUAUCGGGCAGACAUGGCAGAGGAGUGGUUACGGGGCUUUAAGGAGCUGGGAGUCCCCCACACCGAGCCCAGCCUCAUCAGCACUCUGGGAGACAAAGUGAAAAUCCGCUCCUGGCAGAUCACAGGCCUGCCAAAUGAUAAUCUGUCUGUGGAGAAUGGAGUCAUUGUUCAGUACUCCGAGCGCUGGUGUCUGUUCAUUGAUCCUCAGGGACAGGCCAACAAGUGGAUCAAAAACAUGGAGCGGGACAGCGGAUUGGACGUGAUGAAGCUGAGUGACCGGGACUUCCUGCGCAGCCUGGAGAACGCUAUCCGCUUCGGGAAGCCUUGUCUGCUGGAGAACGUUGGGGAGGAGCUGGACCCGGCGCUGGACCCAGUGCUGCUGAGACAGACGUUCAAGCAACAGGGCAAUGUUGUUCUGAAGCUGGGAGACACGAUCAUCCCCUAUCACGAUGACUUUAAGAUGUACAUCACCACCAAGCUGCCCAACCCACACUACUCUCCAGAGAUCUGCACCAAGGUCACCCUCAUUAACUUCACACUGUCACCAAGCGGUCUGGAGGACCAGCUGCUGGGCCGGGUGGUGGCCGAGGAGCGGCCUGACCUGGAGGAGGCCAAGAACCAGCUGAUCGUGAGCAACGCGCGCAUGAAGCAGGAGCUGAAGGAGAUCGAGGACAAGAUCCUGUAUCGGCUCAGCUCCGCCGAGGGGAACCCGGUGGACGACGAGGAGCUGAUCUCCGUGCUGGGCGCCUCCAAGAUCAAAGCCGCCGAGAUCGAGGCUAAAGUGAGGGUGGCGGAGGAGACGGAGCGGGACAUUGAUGCCACCCGACUGGAGUAUGUGCCAGUGGCUGUCCGCACCCAGAUCCUUUUCUUCUGUGUGUCGGACCUCUCCAACGUGGACCCCAUGUACCAGUACUCUCUGGAGUGGUUCCUGCGCAUCUUCAUGAAUGGAAUUGCCAACUCAGAGAGGGCUGCCCUGGUUGAGGAGCGAAUCGUCAACAUCAACGAGUUCUUCACCUUCAGCCUGUACAGCAAUGUGUGCCGCAGCUUGUUUGAGAAGCACAAGCUCAUGUUCGCCUUCCUGGUGUGUGCCCGCAUCAUGAUGAAUGAGGACAAGAUUGAUAUGGCGGAGUGGCGCUACCUGCUGUCGGGAGGAAUGGCCCAACAGCAGCUUCCCAACCCUGCCGUGGCCUGGCUCUCUGACCGUGCCUGGCAGGACAUCCUGGGCCUCAGCGCCAUGCCCAACUUCAGCAUCCUGGCCGACAGCUUCUCUGACCACGUGUUGGACUUCAAGAACAUCUUCGACAGUAGCCAACCCCACAGACAGCCUGUCCCUGGUGAAUGGGAGGAAAACCUGAGCUCCUUCCAGAAGCUUCUGAUCCUGCGCUGCCUGCGAGCCGACUGCCUGACUCAGGGCUUGCAGGACUUUGUGGGUGCACAGCUGGGCCAGCGCUUCAUUGAGCCUCAGACAUCCGAUCUCUCGUUGGUGUUUAAGGAGUCGUCCCCCACCACCGCGCUCAUCUUCGUGCUGUCCCCCGGGACCGACCCAGCCGCCGACCUCUACAAGUUUGCCGACGUCAUGAAGUUCUCCAAGAAGAUGUGUGCCAUCUCUCUCGGCCAAGGCCAGGGGCCCUGGGCUGAGGCCAUGAUGCACGGUGCCAUGGAAAGAGGCAAGUGGGUCUUCUUCCAGAACUGCCACCUGGCACCCAGCUGGAUGCCUUCUAUGGAGCGGCUCAUUGAGAACAUUGACCCAGAAAAGGUGCACAGAGACUUCCGGCUGUGGCUCACGAGUCUGCCCAGCAACAAGUUCCCCGUGUCUGUUCUCCAAAACGGCUCCAAGAUGACUAUCGAGCCUCCCAGAGGCCUCAAGGCCAACCUGCUGAAGAGCUACCUGAGUUUCACUGAUGAAUUCUUCACGUCCUGCUGCAAGGUGUCGGAGUUAAAGUCUCUUCUCCUGUCCCUCUGCCUGUUUCACGGAAUUGGCAUCGAGCGCAGGAAGUUCGGGCCUCUGGGGUUCAACAUUCCAUACGAUUUCACUGAUGGAGACCUGCGCAUCUGCAUCAGCCAGCUGAAAAUGUUCCUGGACGAGUACCAGGAAACUCCUUACAAGGUGCUGAAGUACACAGCGGGUGAGAUCAACUAUGGCGGUCGAGUGACGGAUGACUGGGACCGCCGCUGCAUCCUCAACAUCCUGGAGGAUUUCUACUGCCCUGCUGUCCUGGAGCCGGCACACAGCUAUUCGCCCUCAGGGGAGUACAAGCAGAUCAGCACCGACCUGGACGUGAAGGGGUACCUAGCAUAUAUCCGUGGCUUGCCGAUCAACGACAGGCCAGAGAUCUUCGGGCUCCAUGACAAUGCCAACAUCAGCUUUGCCCAGAAUGAGGCGUUCACUCUGCUGGGCGCGGUGGUGCAACUUCAGCCCAGGGCUGCAGCCAGCGGGGGCAAGGGUAGAGACGAGAUUGUGGAGGAGAUUGUGGCUGGUAUCCAGGAGAAGAUUCCUAGUCUCAUUGAUGAGGAGGAGGUGAUGACCAAGUAUCCCGUUAUGUAUGAGGAAUCCAUGAACACAGUUCUCAUUCAGGAGGUCAUAAGGUAUAAUAAGCUACUAGAAGUUAUAUCCCAGAGCCUGGUUGACCUGGUGAAGGCUUUGAAAGGCUUGGUGGUUAUGUCAUCCGAACUGGAGCUUAUGUCCAAUAGCCUGUUCAUCAACACUGUUCCAGCUAUGUGGAAUGCCAAGGCUUACCCCUCUCUGAAGCCCAUGUCUUCCUGGGUGUCAGACCUCCUUCAGAGGAUCAGUUUCAUGCAGGGCUGGAUCUCGGAUGGCAUUCCCUCUGUGUUCUGGAUCAGUGGCUUCUUCUUCCCGCAGGCCUUCCUGACGGGAACACUGCAGAACUUUGCUCGCUGUUCUUUAGUCUCCAUUGACACCAUAGGAUUUGACUUCAAGGUGAUGAAGGAAUCGCCUGAAGAACUGAUAGCGAGGCCAGAGACGGGCUGCUUCAUCCAUGGCCUUUUCCUGGAGGGAGCCCGCUGGGACGCCCAGACUGGGCUGAUCGCUGAGUCGCGGCCAAAGGAGCUCUACACAGAAAUGGCCGUCUUCUGGUUGGUGCCUGUUCCCAACCGCAAGGCUCCGUCCUCGGGCAUCUACAUCUGCCCCAUCUACAAGACCCUGACGCGUGCUGGAACUCUCUCCACAACGGGUCACUCCACCAACUACGUCAUCUCUGUGGAGCUGCCCACCGACCGCGCCCAGAGGCACUGGAUCAAACAGGGCGUGGCACUAAUCUGUGCGUUGGACUACUGA